Molecule: messenger RNA, 846 nt
Organism: Xylaria bambusicola
Lineage: Eukaryota; Fungi; Ascomycota; Sordariomycetes; Xylariales; Xylariaceae
Exons: 3
Coding region: 1-621 (206 amino acids)
Source: RefSeq, a predicted model, not a curated record
AUGGCGAACGAGAGAAGCAUUCUCAUCGAGUUCACUCAGGACCAAGUUAUUUACUUCAACACGAAUGGCUUUCAACUUUGCUUUACUGCUGGUAUGGGAGACAACGACAAUUUUAACGUGAUCGCCUACGCAGAUACUAUUGCUCAAAACGUUAGUAUAAGUUGGGCAGACGAGUUCUCCAUUGCAGCUACUAAGACGGAGUUCAGGAAUGGAGCCAGAAUCACCGUCAACACGGGGUCGACGGCCAUCACGAAGAAUCAAACCUACACGCUCCCAGCAACUUGGGCGAAUGGAACGAUUUCCCCUGAAACCCACCCGGAUGGGGCCUUCAAGAUGGUUAAUUUGACCUCAGGCAGAGCCUCAGCAGUAGUCUACAAAAAGGUCAACGGUAAGGCCACGCCAUUCUACAUCAGCUCCGUUGCGAUCGAGCCCCAAGGCAGUGAGAUGAUGUCUCCCAAAGCCAACGUCAGCCUGUGGUUUGAGAAGAACGUUGAUACUGGGACCAUGGUUUCGAAGAACUCGGGGAAUGCUUCCGUGUUCGACUUCCGGGGUGUUAGUUCGAAGACCGUGCAUUAUGACUCCGGUCGGUUCGUGGAGGGGGGAAUCAAUCACAAAAAGUAGGGGCUGACGCGAUGAGGCACGGCUCUAGCCAGCAGUAGGGAAGCGUAGUUCCCGUGUGCUCCCACAUCCAUCUCAUGGCCGUCCCAGUACGGUAUCAUCUGGUGCCGAGUCUGGCCCAACGUGCUAGCAGUUCACAUCACACUCAUUUCAGAAUGGCAUCAUUUCCAUUCACAUUCAUACACCGCGACUGCCAUACACUCAUUAACCUCUUAGGCGGCAAUCUGU